ACCUUGCUUGUACACUCUCUGCAUAGCCGUGAUGGGCAUGAGUAUCUUCCUGUUGGCGGUGGGCGUGCUGUGGGCGGCAAGAUGGGUGGACGCUCAUGGGCGAUUGAUGGAGCCAGUGUCCAGGUCAUCAGCUUGGAGGAAAGGCUUCAACACUCCCGUCAACUACGAUGACAACGAACUCUUCUGUGGAGGUUUUGGAGUACAAUACCUACAGAACGAUGGUCAGUGUGGAGUGUGUGGUGACAACUGGGCUGACCCACAACCCAGGGAUAACGAGGCUGGUGGCACCUAUGGUACUGGCACAAUAGUGGCUAACUACACAAUGGGACAGGAGGUCACAGUGGAGGUGGAUCUCACCAAGAACCACCUGGGUCACUUUGAGUUCCGCCUCUGUGUCAAUAACAACAUCACCAAGAUCAUCACUCAGGAUUGCCUGGACCAGCACCUGCUCCAGCUGGCUGAUGGAACUGGCACUAAGCAAUACAUCUAUGCUGAGGAUCCUGAGUGGCACUACACCACUGUUAGACUACCAGAUGAUGUAGUGUGCAGUCAGUGUGUUCUGCAGUGGCACUACCACACUGCAAACAGUUGGGGCACUUGUGACAAUGGCACUGAAGCUCUGGGAUGUGGCAACCAGGAGAUCUUCAGAGGCUGUGCUGAUGUCAGUAUUUAUUAAGUGACGUCUCGUUGACAUUUCUUGAUGCCUGCCACAGCUACGUCUACUGUUUUCAAGAUAUCUUCAAGACAUCAUGAUGCAGAUUAGCUUCCCUUAAGACACUUUCACAGGUAUUAAGUAAUUUAUGUUCGUCUUCACCUAGAUGGAGUUUCCUGAAGACAUCUUCAAUUAGUUGGAGUUCACACAAGAUAUUUUCACUUAGUUGGAGUUCACCCAAGACAUCUUCAGUUAGUUGGAGUUCACCCAAGACAUCUUCACUUAGUUGGAGUUCACCCAAGACAUCUUCACUUAGUUGGAGUUCACCCAAGACAUCUUCACCUAGAUGGAGUCUUCUAAUUAUCAAGUAGGAUAACUAGAAGAGCUACUAUUGUAUAUCUAUGCUUCAUAAUAAAGUUAUUUGAAAUUAUUAAACAUAAACAAAGAAUAUUGUUGAUGGUAUCUCCUCCAAUCACAGUGCAGCUGACCCCUUAACUAUACUGAUAACAACCAAUCAGCGAGAUGCUGGAGCUUGCAUGCGCCCUAUUGGCUGAGGAGGCUCUGAAUACUCAGCCAAUCACAUAUGUCCACUCAGCUGUCGUUCGGG
Molecule: messenger RNA, 1259 nt
Organism: Cherax quadricarinatus
Lineage: Eukaryota; Metazoa; Arthropoda; Malacostraca; Decapoda; Parastacidae
Source: RefSeq, a predicted model, not a curated record